UAUUUUGAAUAACUUUUGGAAUAAAUAAAUCUAGAUAAAUUAACCUAUGUUUUAAAGUUCAUAAUUAACACAUUUUAAUCAAAACAUUACAUAGAAAUACUCGAAAAAACUGACUCUCAAAAAUACACUAGAGGUUUAUAAAUAUCCGGUCAAAGUACGAUAAAAUGAAUUUAGACGCACAAAAUGGUUUAUUAAAUUUACCAUCAACAUCGUUGUCUGUAACUGAUGCAAGUGGUGCUUAUUUAAAAGAUGCAGAUGUUGCAUCCACAUGUCCAUUAUUAACACCAUCACCACCUACAAAUGCAUUAGUGAAUCCUAGUGCAGGUGAUUUAGAUACACCUACAUCACCGAUUAUUGAUGGAGCUGAAUUAACACAAAAACUAAAAAAAGUUGAACAAGGUGAUUUAUCAUCAUCAAAUUCUUCAGUAGCUGAACCAGCUUCUGUACAAUUAUUACACAAUUAUUUAACAUUGACAAAGACGGCAGGAGAUGGAAUCGCAUUACAGGAAAAUGGAACACGUUCAGCAAAGGAUGUGCCAUAUGAACGUAAAGUCGAAAAUAUGUUUUUCUUCAAAUGGAAUUGGCCAUUAAUACGUAAAUUUUGUGUAUUCGGCACUUUAUUGUCGGUAUUAAGCGCUGUAGUACUUGUUAUUUCAAUGGUCGUAACAUUACCAAAAACAUGUAAUCCACCGGUGAAAUGGUAUCAAGGUGGAUUAUUAUACGAAAUAUUUCCAGCAAGUUUUCAAGAUUCAAAUGGUGAUGAAAUUGGUGAUUUACGUGGCAUAGUACAACGUGUUGAAUAUAUCAAAUCAUUAGGUGUACGUGGAAUACGAUUAAAUUCAAUAUUCCCAGCACCACAUUAUCCAGAAAAUUUCCAUAAUAUUUCUACUUUAUUUGAUAUAGAACAUAAUUUGGGCACAAUGGCUGAUUUUGAAAAUUUGAUUAAAUUUUAUCAUUCGAAUGAAAUAAAAGUGAUUAUAGAUCUUCCUGUAUGGCCAUUACACGGUGAUUAUCAACAAAGUGUUCCAGAAGUUUUAAUCAAAAAUGAAACGUUUCAUAAAAUUGAGAAUAGUGUGAGUUACAAUCAAACUGCAACAGACGAAGAACAGGAAGAUUCAGAAUUGGUUGAAAGUGAGACGACUAUAACAAAAGCAAUACGAUUUUGGUUAAAUCAUGGAGUCGAUGGAUUUUAUUUAAAAGGUAUUGAAAAAUUUGUGCAUGAUCCAUAUUUUGCACAAUCCAUACGAGAAUGGAAAUUAUUAUGUGGAUCUGAAAGAAUAUUAAUUGUAAAUUAUGAUACAUUUAAGUUAACACCCAAAUAUAUGCAUAGUAUUUUAUUGAAUCGAAUCGAUUUGGUUGAUAUUAAAUUAAAUUUUGAUAAUGGAGCUGACGGACUACGUAAUCAAAUUGAACAAACCCAAGAAGGUAUUUUAUGGUCGAAGCCAAGUGCACCAUGGGUACAAUGGAGUACUGGUAAUGUCGAUUCACAUCGUUUAUCAUCCAUGUUACAAAAUACAACACUUGGUGCAAUUUUAAUUCAAUUCAUAUUGCCUGGUACGCCAAGUCUUUUUUAUGGAGAUGAGAUAGCAUUGGGUGAAGUGAUUGAUUCGAAUGGUGAACGUGCUGAUUUAAAACAUUUACAUCAAUUAACAACCAUGCUAUGGCAAAAAAAUGAUAAAUCGAAUCAUGAUUCCCGUCAUAAUUCUUUACCGUGGCUACCAGGAAAACCCGAAUAUAAAAAUUUCAAUUAUAUAAAUGCAAUUACAAAAAUGACUAAGUUACGUAUGGAGAAUCCAACGAUUUAUGUGAAUGGUAUUUGGAAGGAUUCAAUAAUAACAUGUAAUGCGGCUGUACGUUAUUCGGGUAAUAAUAUUUUGGUAAUUGAACGAUGGUAUCCCCGUCGUAAUACGUUUGUGAUUGUUAGUAAUUUAAGUAAUAUGACACAAACUGUUGAUUUAUCGUCACUGUAUUAUAGUGGUACUGUAAUUGUUGCCACAAACACUGAAAUUCAAGAUCAACGAAUUAAUUUUAAUUUUAUUCGUUUACGUAGUGGUGAUUCCAUUGUAUUAAAACUUGAUAAAUAAAUUCAUCUGUUAUUUCUAUCA
This is a messenger RNA of Chrysoperla carnea, 2105 nucleotides long. Its product is annotated as neutral and basic amino acid transport protein rBAT-like. Lineage: Eukaryota; Metazoa; Arthropoda; Insecta; Neuroptera; Chrysopidae. The record is from RefSeq and is a predicted model, not a curated record. Gene Ontology annotation, biological process: carbohydrate metabolic process. The coding region runs from base 165 to 2084 and encodes 639 amino acids. The transcript is spliced from 5 exons.